Colletotrichum karsti is the source of this 1239-nucleotide messenger RNA. RefSeq lists its product as uncharacterized. The coding region runs from base 1 to 1239 and encodes 412 amino acids. The transcript is spliced from 2 exons. The record is from RefSeq and is a predicted model, not a curated record. Lineage: Eukaryota; Fungi; Ascomycota; Sordariomycetes; Glomerellales; Glomerellaceae.
AUGGCUACGACAGAGGCUGCGCUGCCACCCCAUGAUCGCCCCGAUCGUCCGGGUCGGCGCCGUCCGUUUUCCACCUGGGUCAAAAAGCUCACCAACUUCAAGAGCUCCUCCUCGAGCGACGGCGGCGGCGUCCGUCUGCCCAGUUCCAAGCGCCAACAGGCCAAAUUCCGCCGAGCCUCCAAGAACAACAACCCCUAUCCACAGUCGGGCCGCGUAGCCUCCGCCAGCCACGCCGAUGUCGACGUCGAGACCAGCUCCUACUCGUUUUCUACCGCUCUCAGUGGCAGCGCAACGUCUCUCGAGCGGGAGUCUGACGAUGGCCGCGCCCCGCCUACGACCGGCGGAAGGUCCAUGGCCCCCACGAUUGCCACAGACCACGAUGGCGCCCAUUCUCUAGUCGCCCAAUCCAACAACGCCCCGUCCGUUGCGGGAACGAGUCGGACGAUCGGAGGGGUCGAGUCGCGCAGAGGAGGAGACAGCACUUUCUCGUCGCCAGCUCCCUCGGUGCGUUCGCUCACGACGACUCUCACCACGAUACAAUCCAUGCCACCCAACGGCGGCACCCACGUGCCCACGAACCCGACCAACAACGGUAACCACACUUCGCAUCAGGGUCAUACCCACUCGAUACACUUCAACCAGCCCUUCCCGACAGCAUCGCCCGCUUCUGCCAUACCGGCACAUCUAGCGCCCUCGUCGUCGGGCCCGGGUCACCCCACGACGUACUCGACAGCGACGGCCAACAACUUGCUCACCGAUAACGCGUCCAUCAUCACUCUUGCGUCGUCCUCAAAACGCCGGCGCCGUCGCUCACUCGACACCGACGCCUCAGUCCGUGCCCUAGCUCCUUCGUCGCUUUGGGGCGGCAGCCGGGAAAGUCUCCCCUUGAGCGUCCUCAGCGCCAACAUCGAUCAGGGCGCAGGCAUGCCGACCACACCAGGCCUCCACCAGAGCAGCUCGCGAAUUGCCAAUGCCGAGCGCACCAGCAUAUACUCGGCAACCGGCGUGGCCCCGGCCAUGCCCGGAGAGCGCAACAGCUUUUAUGCGAAGCAGAGCGGCACCGGCGACGGAGCGAGCGUUCGGAGCGGACUGCUGGGCCACGGCCGGGCUGACAGCAUCAGCGGGAGCAUCGGCGGAGUAACCAGCCCGUUGACGAGCCCGCGGGAAGCAUCAGAGAUUGACGAUACCGAUGAUCGAGGAGAGGGCACGAGUCGAACGAAGGAUGACGAGGAGCGAUGA